Molecule: messenger RNA, 282 nt
Organism: Clunio marinus
Lineage: Eukaryota; Metazoa; Arthropoda; Insecta; Diptera; Chironomidae
Source: the annotation of a GenBank genome assembly
AUGCUGGAGAAGCGUCGUAAAAGUCAAAUUCAGCGUCUCAAUAAAAGUGAUGGUAAUUUAAGACAACAUCAAGGCAAAAGAACGAACAGGCUAUGUUUGUAUCUCUGUGAUGCUUCUUUUAUUCUUUACAACGAUGAUGACGACGAAGACGACGAAGACGCGCUCUGUUCAACAGAUGUUUUCAUGUUCAAUGCUGCUGAUCUUUUACAAUUUCUUUCUUUUUUUCUCUGGUUUAAUUUUGCCGAGACAUCAGAAAUAUGCAACAAAGAUCCAAAUAUAUGA